GAGGCAGGAUUAUUCUACUGCAUUGCCGAAAGCCUAAGCUGACAGAGGAAGCGAGAGAAUAGAGCAGCUCAAGCGCACACAUUUAUUCCUGUCUGACACACAAAACAUCAGCCUGCAUGGCAUAACCUCUAGUUGACUGAGAGAAACGGAGGGAAUAGUUGGUAGUGUGACUCAGAAAGAGCGAAAUAGGACUGUUUCAAACCGCAGCAUCACCAUGUCAUCCAAUGAGCUGAGUGCUCCGGAAUUGGACCCCUGCAUUCGUACCUUUAAGGAGCACAUGCAUUUGGAGCUGGAGCCUCCAAGACUGGGUGCCGGCAACAAGCGCAUCACCUCCCCAAAAAUAUCUCCCCGCAGCUCCCCGCGCCUCUUCCGCAAGCUCAUGGUUAACAAGGGUGGCCGCCACAGGCGCCGAUUCACCGUCGCACACACCUGUUUUGAUGUGGAAAAUGGCCCGUCUGCAAGCUGUAGUCCUUUGGACCCCCAGGCCUCACCAGGUUCUGGCCUGGUUCUGCACACCAACUUUCCCGGCCACAAUCAGCGGCGAGAGUCCUUCCUCUACCGCUCAGACAGCGACUAUGACCUCUCACCAAAGUCAAUGUCUCGAAAUUCUUCUAUCGCCUCAGAACUGCAUGGGGAUGACUUGAUAGUCACACCUUUUGCUCAGGUUCUAGCAAGCCUUCGAAGUGUCCGAAACAACUUUACUGUCUUGACCAACGUGCAGUGCACAUCUAAUAACAGGAGGUCCCCUGUGUCCAACCAGCCCCCCAUCACCAGAGUGUGCCUACCUGACGAGUCCUACCAGAAGCUGGCCGUGGAGACCAUGGAGGAGCUGGACUGGUGUCUGGAUCAGCUGGAAACCAUCCAAACGUACCGCUCCGUCAGCGACAUGGCCUCCAACAAGUUCAAGAGAAUGUUGAACAGGGAGCUGACGCACCUCUCUGAGAUGAGCAGAUCUGGCAAUCAAGUGUCGGAGUUCAUCUCCAACACCUUCCUAGACAAACAGAAUGAGGUGGAGAUUCCCUCGCCUACCCCUAAAGCCCGCGAGAAGAAGAAAAAACAGCAGCUGAUGACUCAGAUCAGUGGUGUGAAGAAAGUAUCCCACGGGCACAGCCUCAACUGCGGCAUCGCUCGCUUCGGCGUCAAAACCGACAAAGAGGAUUUACUGUCAAAGGAAUUAGAAGAUCUGAACAAAUGGGGCCUGAACAUCUUUACAGUUUCAGAGUAUUCUCACAACCGGCCUCUCACUUGCAUUAUGUACGCCAUCUUCCAGGAACGUGACUUACUUAAGACAUUUAAGAUCCCGGCAGAUACUUUUGUGACAUAUAUGAUGACCCUUGAGGAUCAUUACCACCAAGAUGUGGCCUAUCAUAACAGCCUUCACGCUGCUGAUGUGGCCCAGUCAACUCACAUUCUGCUGUCCACACCUGCACUAGAUGCUGUCUUCACGGAUCUUGAGAUCCUGGCAGCCAUUUUUGCAGCAGCUAUUCAUGAUGUGGACCAUCCUGGAGUUUCAAACCAGUUCCUCAUCAAUACAAACUCAGAGCUAGCGCUCAUGUAUAACGAUGAGUCCGUUUUGGAGAAUCACCACUUAGCCGUGGGCUUUAAACUUCUCCAGGAGGACAAUUGUGACAUCUUCCAGAACCUCACUAAGAAACAGAGGCAGUCACUCCGAAAGAUGGUCAUCGACAUGGUACUGGCCACAGACAUGUCUAAGCACAUGAGCUUACUGGCCGAUCUGAAGACCAUGGUAGAGACGAAGAAAGUGACAAGCUCAGGAGUUUUACUUCUGGACAACUACACAGACAGGAUACAGGUUUUGCGGAACAUGGUUCACUGCGCCGAUCUGAGCAAUCCCACCAAGUCUCUAGAGUUGUACCGCCAGUGGACUGACCGCAUCAUGGACGAAUUCUUUCACCAGGGUGACAGAGAAAGGGAACGUGGCAUGGAGAUCAGCCCCAUGUGUGACAAACACACUGCCUCGGUGGAGAAAUCACAGGUGGGUUUCAUUGACUACAUCGUCCACCCGCUGUGGGAAACCUGGGCCGACUUGGUGCAUCCAGAUGCCCAGGAUAUCCUGGACACACUGGAGGAUAAUCGGAACUGGUACCAGAGCAUGAUCCCCCAGAGCCCUUCCCCACCCUUCUACCAGCCCGACAAAGAAGGCAACGGUGGGGGUUCAGGGCCAGACAAGUUCCAGUUUGAGCUCACACUAGAGGAAGAGGACUCAGAAGGCACAGAAAAAGAUGAACAGAGCCAGGGUGACGAGGAAGAGGAUGUGGAAGAAGAAAUGGAUUCCACUACACACAUCCAGAUAGUUACCGAAGAUGCAUCACCUGUCGACACAUAGGACUUGGCAUCUCUUAAUAGGCAGUAGUUGUUUUUUCCCUUGCGAGAGGAGCAAUCUUGCAGUUGAUGCUUUUUAAAAAGCCCACAUGGGGUGCUUUUUAGGCCCUCAUGGGAGGAGGAUGUCUUGCCCUCCUUGCACUUAUGUUUGGAAACAGUUUGGUAGGAGCUCUCAGGAAAUAAAUGCUGCAGACAUUUUGGACCUGAACAAUUGACAGGCGACUUUGAUAAACAUGAAGGAUUGGGCCCAACGUGGACAGUUUGUUUGUUUGUUUACCUGCCGGUGAGGAGUAGACACUACUGAGAGGAUUUCUCUCUUUUUUUUUUUGUACCAACACAGACUUUUUGUAAAGCUAUGGUUGUGUGUUGAGGUCAAACACGAACUACUGAAGAACAAGUAUUUGUAAAGAGAGAAACUGUUUACUUUUCUGUACCAUUUGUCUAAAGACUGUGUGCCUUUUUACUAUUGUCUUUUUAAUAGUCUUUUAUUUAUUGAACACAUUUUAGUAUAACUGUAUGUUGAAAUGUUUUCGUUUUCUAAACUAGACCAAACAUGCAGAAUUGUUUUAUAUCUACGCUGGAGAGAGAAUUAGUGUCUUCCUUUGUUUGGCAAUAUAACUUGAUAAUCCAAACAUCUGACAAACGAUCAGAAAACUAAGAAAUUAUGAAAGAGGCACUUUCUGUUUAUUCUAUCUACAUUUGUGUCGGACUUUUUAAAUAUGAGCACAAACUCUGUUUAUUUGGAUCCGUACAUCAUCCCAUCCACAUUAGGUUGAAAAAAAACCUGUUAGGUAAAUGCAUUGUUGCACAAAAAACUUUAAAUGCCCUUAAAUAUGAAGAGCCCAUUUGCUUAGAUCGUAAAACAAAAUACAAGCACCCCCCAAAAAAUCCAAUCACUAGGGGUCUCAUAAUGUACUAAAAUCACAGGGGAAGCCAAAGCUAUGUUCACUUAAACGUUAAUUUGCUUUCGAUUCAUCAUAAUUGUCUUCCUUACAGCAGCCAUUUUUCAUUCUUCCCAUCAUACCUCAGAAACACAGAAUAAAAGCAGUCCAAACUAGCUUUUGUAGCUUUUCUACACACUUUGAUACAGAACAUUUCCUCAUUUAUCUUCUAAAUAAAACAUCUUCUCUU
This is a messenger RNA of Sinocyclocheilus grahami, 3474 nucleotides long. Its product is annotated as cAMP-specific 3',5'-cyclic phosphodiesterase 4B-like. Gene Ontology annotation, biological process: signal transduction. Gene Ontology annotation, molecular function: 3',5'-cyclic-nucleotide phosphodiesterase activity. The record is from RefSeq and is a predicted model, not a curated record. The transcript is spliced from 15 exons. Lineage: Eukaryota; Metazoa; Chordata; Actinopteri; Cypriniformes; Cyprinidae. Bases 215 to 2347 code for a protein of 710 amino acids.